AUGAUUUCGAUCUCAGGGCCAGAGAGAGGGGGUGGGUCAUCUUUGUGUCAGUUCCAGGGCUUUGCGUUGCAAAUGUUUCCGCUGGCCGAUGUGUUAUGGACAUUAGCAAUGGCACUCGACACCUACCUCGUUGUUUUUCACCAUUUUGAUGCUCAUUAUCUGCGAAAGCUGGAGCCAAAAUACAUUGGCGGCAAUACUACCCUCACCUUUAUACCUGCGCUGGCUUUUCUAUUCAUUCACUCUGAUGAAAAGGGCCCUGUGUAUGGCAGUGAGACCAUCUGGUGCUCAAUAUCGCCAAAGUGGAUACUUCUGCGGCUCAUCUUAUACUACGGCCCAGUCUGGCUCACUUUAGCUGCCGUGCUCUUGUUAUACGCGUUAAUCGGUAUCGAAAUCUCCCGCCUACGCGACGAAUUCAAAUUAACAGACGAUGAACACAUUGUCUUAACCUCUAACAUCUCCUCCGACCCUUCCUCGGACAGCUUCACACCGAAAUCCACCCAAGGCUCAGUGACAACAACUGCUGAAGCCAACCCUCCACUGCAAAACACGAACAAGGUCCAUAGACCAGAAUCGCACAUCACAAGUCAUUCCUCCGUUCAACAAGCCUUUACACCCCGCCCUCCAACAAACAACACACCGAUAACCUACCAACCGUCAAACCAGCGUCGCGUCUCAUUUAAACAAUACAUCCUUAUGCCCUCGCUUUUCUUUCUGGCUUUGUUAGCGACCUGGGUUGCACCUACUAUUAAUCGGGUGUCAACCUUUAUUCACCCGCAGUUCGUGUCAUUUCCGUUGCUAAUUGCGAACCAGAACAACAUUAUUUUCCGUGAUACUACAAUCCGCCAAACUGUAAAAAUCACACUCGGUAUCGCACGAUUUUUCCGCUUACGGUUCUCUAAUGCCUUCGGCACCGAUGACUUGACAAUCACCGAGACGAGUAUUGCACUAGCAAAAGACAAUGUCUGUGGAAGUAGAGUUAUCGACUUGGCGACAGUGCAAAAAGUCACAUUUGACGGUGGGUCGGAAACGACGAUCUCAGGUGGUGCACUGAUCGUUUCCGAUCCAGUGGAUCUCGGAGUUUUGUCGCCGGGCGCGGUACUUUCAAUCAGCAUCUUUCUUGAAUCUGGUCAGGAUAGUCGGACUGGGAUUACUUGCCAUCCCGGGAGUCGGACGAGUUCCUUUUGUGCCCUGGGGAAUCGGGUGUCGGAUUCUGAUUUAAGAGGAUCCGAUGUGGAAGAGCUUGAGCAUUGGUAUUAUAUUUCUGGGAUCGAAAUCCUUGCCCCUCUCAAGACGGGCACAUUGGCUAUUAUCGGUGAUAGUAUCACGGAUGGCCGAUGCAGCACAACGAAUGCAAAUGACCGGUAUGUGACCCAUCCCAGCCUGAGCGAUUUCUCUGACGAAGCAAGGUGGCCGGAUAUGCUGUUCUCUCGCUUUCAAACAUACCCGCCCACAGCCUCGAUCUCAGUUAUCAGCCAAGCAGCAGGUGGAAACAGAAUUCUCACUGAUGGGAUCGGACCGAAUGCGCUCAGUCGGUUGGAUCGGGAUAUCCUGUCUCUCAGAGGCGUGCGCUACGUCCUCCUCUUCGAAGGCGUAAAUGAUAUAGGCUCGGCGGAGCCGGAUGAAGAGAGUCAGAGAUUGAUUGGUGAUCGGCUAAUCGCGGGAUACCGACAGAUUGCUACCAGAGUACAUUCUUGUGGAAUUCGAUUGUUUGCUGCAACUGUCACGCCAUUUGGGCGGAGGGAAGGUGAGGAGGAUGUCGAUCCCGCGAAGGAGGGAUUUACUUGGUAUUCGCAUCCACAGCGAGAAAUCACGAGGCAGAGGGUGAAUGAGUGGAUUCGAAAUAGUGGGACUUUUGACCGGGUAAUUGAUUUCGAUCAGGUUUUACGAGAUGAAAGUCGGGUUUCCGUGUUGGCGGAAAAGUUUGAUUCUGGAGAUCGGUUACAUCCAAAUUUGGAGGCUUUUCAUGCAUUGGCAGAGUCGGUUCCAUUGGGGAUUUUUGAGACUCAAUAUGUGGGAGAGAGGGAGCGUUAUGUACGCAAAAUCCCAAGAAUCAUAUGGUGA
Molecule: messenger RNA, 2061 nt
Organism: Penicillium odoratum
Lineage: Eukaryota; Fungi; Ascomycota; Eurotiomycetes; Eurotiales; Aspergillaceae
Exons: 6
Coding region: 1-2061 (686 amino acids)
Molecular function (GO): hydrolase activity, acting on ester bonds
Source: RefSeq, a predicted model, not a curated record